Drosophila grimshawi is the source of this 1546-nucleotide messenger RNA. RefSeq names its product derlin-2 (gene Der-2). The coding region runs from base 250 to 1029 and encodes 259 amino acids. The record is from RefSeq and is a predicted model, not a curated record. Lineage: Eukaryota; Metazoa; Arthropoda; Insecta; Diptera; Drosophilidae. Gene Ontology annotation, cellular component: endoplasmic reticulum membrane; Hrd1p ubiquitin ligase ERAD-L complex. Gene Ontology annotation, biological process: endoplasmic reticulum unfolded protein response. The transcript has 4 exons. Gene Ontology annotation, molecular function: misfolded protein binding; ubiquitin-specific protease binding.
CAAUAAUAUUUUAUAUCGCUCCCAUGCCACAGAACCUUUAGAACCAAGCAAAAUAAAUAUAAAAACUCCAAUAAAACAUAAAGUCCAAACAAUUUACAAGCUGUCAACAAUUGGAGAGCGCAGUAAAGCGAAACCGUAGCAGAUGUGAACGCUUGCGUUGCCAGAGCGCAACCAAAAACACGCACAAAAAAUUCUUCAGCCCACCAAAAACAAAAAAGAAAAGAAAAACAAAAAACAGAAAGCUGGAAAAUGAAUGCACUUCGUCAUUUUUACAUGGAGAUUCCGAUUGUGACGCGAGUCUACACCACAGUCUGUGUGCUCACAACGCUGGCGGUGCAUCUGGAUUUGGUGUCGCCUCUGCAAUUAUACUUUAAUCCCACACUGAUUGUGAGGAAAUAUCAGGUGUGGCGUUUGGCAACCACAUUCCUAUACUUUGGCACCAUCGGCAUUAGUUUCUUCUUCAAUAUGGUGUUCACAUAUCGCUAUUGCCGGAUGCUCGAGGAUGGCUCGUUUCGCGGCCGCAGCUCCGACUUUGUGAUGAUGUUCAUAUUUGGCGGCGUCCUCAUGACAUUCUUUGGCAUCUUUGUCAAUCUGCUCUUCCUCGGCCAGGCGUUCACGUUAAUGCUCGUCUAUGUGUGGUCCAGACGCAAUCCCAUGGUUCCAAUGAAUUUCUUUGGUGUGCUCAACUUUCAGGCGCCUUAUCUGCCUUGGGUGCUACUCUGCUGUUCCAUGAUCCUGGGUAAUACGGUUUGGGUGGACAUCAUUGGCAUGGGCGUUGGCCACAUCUACUAUGUGCUGGAGGAUGUAUAUCCGCAGCUCUCCAAUGGCUAUCGACUGAUAAAGACGCCAUAUUUUCUUAAAAGACUUUUCAACGAGCACAUUGAGCGCAAUUAUCAAGCACCUGCGGAGGAUCGUCCUGGUGGCUUCAUGUGGGGUGGCGAGGGUCAGCCGGUGGCGCAACCAGAUCAAGCAGAUGAUGCACCACAGCCAGCGGAACAGCCGCCAGCAGCUGCAGCAGCAGCUCAAUAACAACCACCGACACACAGAAACCAGGCAAACAAAGUUGUUGAUUAAUUGUUUAUUAUGCGCUUUGAUACAAACAAAAAAAAAAGAAAAAAGAGACAGAAUUUUGCACGAGACGAGACGAAGAUGAAGAUGAAAAUUAACAAUUUAGGACCCCUCCGCCACCUGUCACUUGGUGCUUGCUAUGAUUAGGUACAUAUUGAAAGCGAUAAAGAGAGCUCAGCCUUAUCCAUGGAACGAUAUGGCGUGCAAUAGUUAGCCAAAGUUAAUUCAAAUGUGUGUUUUGUGUGUAUUUAAUCUAUUUAUUAUUAUUGGUUGAUUUUUCCGAUUCGCGGAACUGGUCGAGUUUAGUACGCAAAUUGUACUUGACUUCUAUUUUCUUUGCCUUAAGUUUUUCCUUUUCUGUGUAGAUUCAGCACAUGUGAUUAUAUAUCUAUAUAUAUAUACAUAUAUUUAUGUAUACAAACAUGAUAAGAAUGAAAGAAAAAAAAUUGAAAACAAAUAAAUAAGUGGAACAAAUAAA